Molecule: messenger RNA, 279 nt
Organism: Anisakis simplex (herring worm)
Lineage: Eukaryota; Metazoa; Nematoda; Chromadorea; Rhabditida; Anisakidae
Source: the annotation of a GenBank genome assembly
AUGUCACUGUGGAACAUCGAGGAUAAUAUCAAGAUGCGUGUGCACAGUGCGUCGCAUAUAACUGUGAGUGAUAUCGAUAGAAUAUACGUCAAGGCGGCCAUAUACAGAGGAAAUGACUUGAUUGUGAAUCGAAACUCGGAUUCCGUCUCACCAACGAAUCCGCGAUGGACCAAUGGAAUGUGUGCGCAUCACAGUGGGCGGCGAUUGGGUGUGGGUGGAGCUUGCGUUAACGAUCGCGAUGCGUUGGCGGCGGCGGCGGCGAAAGUGCGCUCAGCGUGA